CAGAAGAAGAAGAAGAAGAAGUCAUUGGCUCCGAGGAGCUGAUGACGGAGGGAGCGCACUGUCUUCAGGAGCGCAUUAGCCCACAAAACACAGGAGCACACACGCACAACACACACACUGCACCUCCGGCCAGUGGGAUGAGACCCGUGUGUCGGACUGGGAUGCAAAUUUAAGUUAAGAACUUGUUUCCUCCUCCUUCUGCUGUUACUAUUAUUUGUUUAUUUUUGGAGGUGGAGACCUGUUCGGACGAGCGCGUUUACACUCUCCAGGAGCGCGCAGUGUGGCACACGCUGGAACAAACAACAGCUCAGUGCAGCGAGUGCAGCGCAGGCAGGUUUCCGUUUUAAAAGCAGCAGGAGAGGCACGAGAGUUACGGAGUCCGCGUGGAAGCGGUGUCAGUGCAUGAGGAAGACGGACAGCGGGAUAUUGAGGAAAAAAAUCUGCGGCGGAACUUGGAUAUGGCGGGUGUGAAGACGUUCGACCUUCUCGUUGGAGUUGUUUUAGUUUUGCAGUGUGUGGGGGAUUCCCGAGCCGAGAUCACAGCCAGCAGCGGGGUCUCUUACUCAUACGUUCAGGGGCAGGCAGGAGAUGAGGAUGCAGCAGUGGACGUGAAGCUGUACAGUCACCGGUGGAGGAGAUGGCUUCCCCCAAAACCUCGUAACAUGGACAGCAACAGGGCCAGUCAGGAGCAGGACCAGGAUCCUGAGCAGGAGGAGCCCGAGGGCUUUCCAGGCCUGCUGUCUGCAGAGGAAACAGACAACAGCUCCCAGAUAGAGGAGGAUACAGAUCACAACUACUACACAUCAAAAACAUACAACCCGUCAGAUCCGAUGAGCAAGGACUUGUGGGUAGAUAUCGACCAGAUGGACAAGGACAAAGUGAAGAUCCAUGGGAUUCUGUCCAACACACACAGACAAGCAGCGAGAGUUAAUCUGUCCUUCGAUUUCCCUUUUUAUGGACAUUUCCUGCGUGAAAUCACCGUGGCGACUGGUGGGUUCAUCUACACGGGUGACGUGGUCCACCGGAUGCUAACAGCUACACAGUACAUCGCUCCUCUAAUGGCAAACUUUGACCCCAGUGUCUCCAGAAACUCUACUGUCAUUUACUUUGACAACGGUACUGCUCUGGUGGUGCAAUGGGACCAUGUCCACCUACAGGACAACUACAAUCUGGGAAGCUUCACCUUCCAGGCAACACUGCACAACACCGGCAGGAUUGUUUUUGCAUACAAAGAGAUCCCCAUUGAGGUGUCACAGAUCAGCUCUGUCAAUCACCCGGUGAAGGUGGGCCUAUCUGAUGCCUUUGUAGUGGUCCACAAGAUCCAACAGAUACCCAACGUUAGGCGGAGGACGAUCUACGAGUACCACCGCGUGGAGCUGACAAAGACGAAGAUCACCAAUUCUACAGCCGUGGAAAUGAUGCCUUUACCAACCUGUCUCCAGUUCACCAGCUGUAGCGCGUGCAUCUCCUCACAAAUCAACUUCAACUGCAGCUGGUGCCAUCGGCUCAACAGAUGUUCCAGUGGCUUUGAUCGCCAUCGGCAGGACUGGGUGGACAACAGCUGCCCAGAUGAGACCAAGGACAAGAUGUGUGACAUCAUUGACACCACGUAUGUCUACCCCUUUACCACCACAAUUGCCCCAAAAACAACAUCCAGGAGCAAAGAGGCCACUGCCAGGGACACACCCUCCACCUCCCACCCUCCCACCAGCGUCCCCACUGAAGAUGAUACCAAGAUCGCACUGCAUCUCAGAGACAACCAGGUGCUGCCUGCAGACAGUGCUGUAGACAGGAAGCCAGGUACACACCCUUUGCACACUGGUCUGAUCCUCGGCAUCCUCCUGGUGAUGCUCGUCAUGGUUGGCGGCGUGCUGGUCACCUUGUACAUCUACCAUCACCCGACCUCUGCAGCAAGCCUCUUCCUCAUUGAGAGACGCCCAAGCAGGUGGCCAGCCAUGAAGUUUCGCCGGGGGUCAGGUCACCCAGCCUACGCAGAGGUGGAGCCAGUGGGCCAGGAGAAGGAGGGCUUCAUCGAGUCCGAGCAGUGCUGAGGGAGGAGGGGGUGUCUGCAUCCCUGCGGCCCCCCUCCUGUGACGGGCCUCCUCCCUCCUGCUCCACAGGGACUUCUCACCAGGAACCCUCCAGGAUCUGCUUAUCAGUGUACACAAUGACUCGUUAAGACUGCGGAAUUUGCCGGUUGAGCGCUAGAUGAGACUGGAUACAGCAGCCGACGAUAUGAGCAAAUAAGAAAGCCCUUCAAACUGAUCCCAGACUAACCCAUCGUUCAGCUCCUGUUGGCAAAGAAAGUACCUACUAGGGACAGAGGGAGGGAACAGCAUUGAUGUCAUCGACUCAGUCAGCAUUGGUUAUGUUUUGCCAUGGAGGGAUUGAACAGCCUGACUGCCUAGACUGGAUACUGGUGUGGUUGAAGGGGGGGGCAGGGUGAAUUACACAAUAUAUAUUUUCAGAAACAAUACAGAGUAUGUGAACAGAGAUUUCCACUUUGUUGUCGGUGGGGUUAUACUAUAUAGGCCUUGAUAUAUCCAUCAGGUUUUUACUUAUUUUCCUUUUUCUUUCAGUAUGUUGUUUUCACAGGGGUUGGCACAUUUAGUAUCUGUACAGACCGUCGGUAUUGCUUUUCAAUACCAUAGCAGGUUUUAUUGACUUUUCCACUGCCUGCUCUACACAGAGAGGAUGCCGCUGUGCGAUAUGACGUGAGCUGAAAGCCCGUCACUGCAAUUGAUUGCAGCUCGGAGAAAAGCUCAAAAUUUCAGCAGCGCUGUUAAAUUAGUUUGUGAUGUUUGAUGGGUUUAAUUUUCUAAAAAAAAUAAGUGUAAGAUGUUUUUUGUUCACUGAGAAUAUCUGUGUUUUUUUUUUACUGGGUGAUGGGCACACGCUAUCUUUCUUAAUCAUUUGAUUGGUUCUUUGAUUGAUUCCUCACUUAAUGGAUAUCAUUUUACUGUAUGUAUUUUGUUUUGUUUUUAUUUUUGCAGUUUUUUCAUUACUGCUGUGCCAUUUUGUCCCCAACUAGAGUUUGCACAAUUUUUUUCUCAUUUGACAUGUGGUACUAAUGCAAUAUUACAAGACAGGCGCUUGUGAGUGUGUAUGCUGAAUAUAUUUUCUAAAGUGUAAGUGAUUGUGUGUGUGUGUGUGUGUGUGUGUGUGUGUGUGUGUGUGUGUGUGUGUGUGUGUGUGUGUGUGUGUGUGUGUGUGUGUGUGAAAAUGCAAAAGAGAGCAGUUUACAUUAGUGAUUGGAUAUCCACCUGCUUUAUGGGUGCAUAUGUUUGAGCUGGCUCUGCACAGGUGAUUCUUAUUGAUUUGAAUCUGAGGUAUCUGGAUAAAGUUUGUGUGAGCCAGAAAACAAACUGGUAUGGUUGGAAUUUCCCUUGAUUUUUACAGUUUAGUUUCCUUUUCCAAUAUGUUGCCAGCAUAACCAUAAACUGUUCAUGUUAUCGGCUCAUUCGUGUCAACACAUUAAUGUAUAUACCAAGGCCAAAACAUUUGCAGAUUCAGGUAACUCAUGGCAAACAUUUUUAGUAUAGCAGAUUAGUACAGAAAAACUUUUUUUAUUUUUUAUGAGUGGCCUUUUUUCUCUACUUUUUUACGUAAAUGUGAAUACUGCUCCAAUCAUUACUGUCACCAAUCAAUACAAAAGGCUUCUGACUGAACAAAUUCAAACAUUCACUUUUACUGUUAAAAAUAUAAUCUCAAGACAAAAUCAUGUUUUUACACCAAUGAUUGUAGACUCAUUUUAGAUCAGUAUCCUGGAAUUCUACUGAAAAAUAAAAAGUGCAAUAUUACACCCAUUCAGUUUGACACUGUAAAUAGCCUACUUAAACAUAACAAUCAUCUGGAUAUUUUUAAUUCACACCUUGUCGUCAUCACAUUGAGACCAAAGGCUAAUCAGCGUUAUAUUUUCAAGUAUUUACCUCAACCUCCCCACUGCCUCAGCAGCUAUACCACGAUCCACAACAUACCAGCUAAUUGUAGCUUUAGUUUUUGGGUUAUAGUGGUGUUUUACUGACAUUUACAAUGUGUCAUAUAAAAACUGCCCCUCCUCCUAACAACGAUCGUCCAAUCGUAGUUUAGCAAUCUGUCGCGCUUUGGAUUUCUCCACACAUGUUCAAGCGGUGUUACAUGGGAUAAAAAAAAAGAUAGUUUGAAUUAUAUAUAUAUAUAUUCUUUAUAUACUUUGCCGAUUUUAAACCAGCUCUCUGUCAUGACAAUGUGUGUGCAGAUUUAACGGCUUCCCUCCGGCACUAUGCUAGUUUUUUACUCAAUGCGGAGUGAUGCCGGUGGGUAUUAUAUAAACCAAUCAGAUUGCUUGAUUUGAGCUUCCCGUUUAGUCAGCUAGCUAACUAACUGACGUUAAUUGAGCUGCAUUGGUUGUGUUAUAAUACAUCCAUGGUUGUGUUACAGGUUGAGUGUAAAAGCCCCGUUCACCACUAACAUUGUUUCAUCCAGAUGGUUAGCUAGAAGAGUGUUUUUAUGAUUUGGAAUACUGACAGGACAGCGGUAAGUGUUUUUACAAUAUUGGGUUUUUCAAACAUUGGGUAACGUUAGCUAACUGUAUGCUAAUACAAAUGUGUCUGCCUUCAAAAUAAUAUGUAACGUUAGCCGUCAUAUGCAACUUUAACCUCCAUUUUACAAAAUGUGUGUCUUAAAAUAAAGUUUUCAACCCACUCAUGGAUCCAACGUCAGCCUAUUUAGCUAGCUAGUUAGCUAACGUUACAGCUGAUCGAAUCUGCUGUCAGGCAAAAUCGACGGUCCUCUGCCAGAAAAGAAAAGUCCGAUUUCGUCUACCACUAUCUGAAAUUAUAGACAUAUUGUUUCAAAUUUAAUUUAAUUUCGAUGGUAAAUGUUAUCAUAUAUUUAAAACGGCAUGUGAAGUUUGAGAAGGAAAACUUAACGAGCGUAGCAACAGUAACUACGGGGGGCGGGGCUUAGCUAACAUCUCACCUUCAUCCUACUCUCACCUGUCACCUACACACCAAAAGAUGCGCAGUCAUGCACAACAGCGAACUAAGGACUCACUGGCUGUUUUUAAACCUUCACACAGACCUUUCUCUUUACAACCACUCUGAGAUCUGAUGCUGUCUCAUUGGUGUCGACCAGAGAGAAACGUUAGACCUACAAACUAUCGAUAUAAAAAACCCUCUUUUAUGGUUCCUUAUAACUCCUUUCCACAGCUGUGUUUAACGAGUGAACAGGAGAGAACAGAGGAUUACAUUUAACAGGACAAGGGGCUUUUUUCAUGCACACAGAUAUUCAGAUUAAAUAUUCAGUUUUUCGAUAUUGUUAAAAUUGAUCCAUGCGGAGAAAUGCUCUUUGCAAGUGCUUGGAACAUCUGCUUGUUUUACACUGCCACCUGAAACUGCAAGUGUUUUUAUGAAAAUGCAGUAAUAGAAAGUGGCCGACGGUCGGAUUUGUUUGUGUUAAACACGUCUACACAAAAGCCGAAACACUUUGGUAAUAGAAACCGCAGAACAGAAGUCUUCACUUGCUUCACUGGACUUUACUAAUCACUUUCACUUCCACUUUCUUAACAAUGUUAUUUUAGAUGACGAAAAGCAGCAUAGUAGUGUUGUUGAGAUCGGUUAAUGCUUUUGCUCUGGUCAGUGAGUCGGGUUGAAAGAUGUAAAGUCACACAGAUUCAGCGACGAUUGCCAGAGCUCAAUAUAAAGAAACAAGAACUGUGACCUUGUUUUAUCUUAUCAUGGCACACAACAAGACUCAAAAUCACACAGUAUCAUAGCUGUCUGUAAUUUCUGUAACUACUGUUGUUUUGAUUACAUUUGAAAUAAACAAUGUUGUAAAAAACAAA
Messenger RNA from Perca flavescens (yellow perch), 5824 nucleotides. It is a transcript of the gene plxdc2b, whose product is annotated as plexin domain containing 2b. The transcript has 14 exons. Bases 459 to 2051 code for a protein of 530 amino acids. The record is from RefSeq and is a predicted model, not a curated record. NCBI's taxonomy places the organism in Eukaryota, Metazoa, Chordata, Actinopteri, Perciformes, Percidae.